Messenger RNA from Canis lupus familiaris (dog), 7229 nucleotides. RefSeq names its product atypical chemokine receptor 2 (gene ACKR2). NCBI's taxonomy places the organism in Eukaryota, Metazoa, Chordata, Mammalia, Carnivora, Canidae. The record is from RefSeq and is a predicted model, not a curated record. Gene Ontology annotation, biological process: immune response; chemotaxis; G protein-coupled receptor signaling pathway. The transcript has 2 exons. Gene Ontology annotation, cellular component: membrane. Gene Ontology annotation, molecular function: chemokine receptor activity. The coding region runs from base 1313 to 2467 and encodes 384 amino acids.
UAGGUUUCAGUAGAUAUCGUUGGGAGGCCAUUAUUCUGAUCAUAGGUAGGCUCAAUAAAGCCUUUGGGGGGGGGAGGUGGCAUUACUGGUGGAAUCUACGGAGGCUAGACCAGCCACUGCAGGCAAUAUCCUGGGCAUUCAAGACCUCCUGAAUCCAAAUCACACCUUUGUCAGUGGGCUCCUUUUAGUGAUUGCUGGAUAGGGCAAAACAGAGGACAGGGAUGAGAUGGGACCAGGGGCAAGGCACUGUUCCUAUAGUCUAAAACCUGGGAGUCAGAUACAGCUCAGCCAUGUGAUUGUGGAAAAGUACUCUCUUCAUGGAAUAAAUGGGGCUGAUAGUCUCUUCCUGGUUUGCCUUACAGGACGGCCACAGUGGCUGUGAAGGUGCCUGGCCAGUUGUCACAUGCACAUAGAGGUGCUGCUUGCUGCUGUCAUUGUUGUUGGCCUUACUGAUGAGAGUGAUGGGAGGGGCUGGUGCUUUCAGAGGUCAGUCAGGAUGACCUGGAAAGAUUCCCAGAGUAAAAGGUCAGGAGACCAGAGGCCCUGAGAGGGAAGGGAACAAGUGUUCUGGGUGGAAGGAGCCUUGUAAAGGUGACCUGGGCCAGGCUGGAGCCUGCUGACCCUGACCUCUGGCUUUGAUCAAAGCAAUUAUCAAACUUGGUUGUUUGUUAAAGCAGGGACUUUGAGAAACCAGGUCAGGAUCAACGUCAGUAAUGCUGGACCAGAAGAGCCGGUGUUUAAUUAGUGACAGGUUCUGAUUAAUAAUCCCUAAUCAGGCCCAAGUGCAGAAGUGCACUCCCUCCUCCCAACCCCAGUAGCUCAUGGACUCCCAACAUUAGCCAUGUGCUGGGAGCAUCCUUACUGCUACCCAGGAAAAGGAGGUGCUCAGAGACAGGAGACCCCAGAUGCAUAAGAGGGGAAUGAAGGACCAGGAAGGGAAAGCACAGGUCAAAGUUCCUGAGGCCAGUCAGGAGCCCAGCCCUAAAUAAAGCUGCCCAUGCUGAGCUCCUAGAUGGGGUUAGGGUAUGUGUGUGAUUUUCCCCAAUAUUUGGCAGAUGCCAUUUAAUAGGAGCCCAAGGGUGGUGCAGAGUCUCAAUGAAUAGGAAGACGCUGGGGUUUCCCUGGGUGACAUUCUACCUCAGAGGCAUUGUGAGGUCCCAGGGUCAUGGAUACUAGAAGGGUCACCUGAGGAGCUGAGUCAACAUUUCUUUCAGAAUUCUACCUGAGGGAAAAAAAUUACAAAACUUCUACCAGGAAGGAUUGGGGAAAAUUUUGCAAUAUAUAGCUCCGGAACUGAGCGUGUCCUCCCAGCAUGGCCCCCACUGCCUCCCCUCUGCCGCCGACCACUGAGGUCGCCAGUUCUGAGAACAGCAGCUCCUUCUACGACUAUGAGUAUUACCUGGACCAGGUAGCCUUCAUGCUCUGCAGGAAGGACGAAGUGCUGGCCUUUGGCAGGAUCUUCCUGCCAAUCUUCUACAGCCUGAUCUUUGUGCUGGGUUUGGGCGGGAACCUCCUUCUUCUAGUGGUCUUGCUUCGGUAUAUACCUCGCAGGCGGAUGACUGAAGUCUAUCUGCUGAACCUGGCCAUCUCCAACCUCCUGUUUGUGGUGACACUGCCUUUCUGGGGCAUCUCCAUGGCCUGGCAUUGGGUCUUUGGGAAUUUUUUGUGCAAGAUGGUGAGCACCCUCUAUACCAUCAACUUCUACAGUGGCAUCUUCUUCAUUAGCUGCAUGAGCCUGGACAAAUACCUGGAGAUCGUCCAUGCUCAGCCUCACCACAGGCUGAGAACCCGGGCCAAAAGCCUGCUCCUGGCUGCCAUGGUAUGGGCUAUGGCCCUGGUUGUCUCCAUCCCCGACAUGGUUUUUGUGCGGACACAUGAAAACCCCAUGGGUGUGUGGAACUGCUAUGCAGAUUUUGGGGGUCAUGCGACCAUCUGGAAGCUCUUCCUCCGUUUCCAGCAGAACUUCCUGGGGUUUCUCCUUCCACUCCUUGUCAUGAUCUUCUUCUACUCCCGCAUUGGCUCUGUGCUGGUCAGGCUGAGGCCCCCAGGUCAGGGCCGGGCUCUAAGGAUAGUCGUAGCCCUCGUGGUGGCGUUCUUUGUGCUGUGGUUCCCAUACAACCUCACCUUGUUUCUGCACUCACUGCUGGACCUCCAAGUCUUUGGGGAAUGCAAGGUUGCCCGACACCUGGACUAUGCAAUGCAGGUGACAGAGAGCAUUGCCUUCCUUCACUGCUGCUUCACCCCCAUUCUUUAUGCUUUCUCCAGCCGCCACUUCCGCCAGUACCUGAAGGCUUUCCUCGUCACUGUGCUCAGGCGGCACCAGACACCUUGCCCUGCACAGGCCCCGCUGUCCAGCUGUUCUGAGAGUACCAGUCUUACUGCUCAAGAAGAAAUGACCAACAUGAAUAACCUUGGGGAGAGGCAGGCUGAACACUCCCCCAACAAGAAUGAUAUGGGAAAAAAUUAAGCCUGAGUGUCCAUACCAUGGUCUGGUGAGAAUGGCUGGGACCUAGUUCACUCAGUUGGGCAUCCACCCAAAGUCCUCUCUCCAAAGGCCUCAGAGACCAUGUUGCCACACCCCAUGGUCAGCUCUCAGUUCUCCACCAUAAGCGACAUUUGCUUACUCCUGCCUCCUUCUUCCUCUUUCUUUAUUGCCUUCUAGGAAACCAUACUCUCUUGAGUGAAUUGCUAGAGUAGUUUCCCAACUGACCUCUACGCUUGCUGUCAUGCACUCCUGUCAUCUAAUCUACAUCCACCAGCCAGAAUGAUCACAUCCCCCUCAGCUGUCACUUCCAUCAUCCUCAGAGUAGCCCAAGGCUUGCCACCCACCAGUCUUCUCCCUUCCCUGGAGCUCAGCUGGGGAAAUAUUGUUGCAAUAUUGUUUAAUGUCACAGCAUUGAUGGUGGCUCCAAGGAUCUGGCCAGUGGGAGGGGCUGGAAGUGCCCCACAUGGGGAACUUUCCAGGAGCAUGAGAGAUAGCAGGUGGGAGGCAGAGUGAACACAUGUUCCUAGCAGUUCGAGAGGAUCAUCUUCUCUCUGCUUCCCAUGCUCUCUCUGGAGCCUUCAGGGGUCCCUGGGGUCUAUGCAAAGCCCAAGGUCUUUGUCCAGACUCCAAGGUCUUUCACAAGUACCAUACACCAGCUUACUCUUAUACUCCUUCAUUACUUUUCAUUUCCUGGACACCAGGAACCCCUUGUUUCUUGCACCUUCCCACCUUUAUGUUUUGCACUUGCCACUCUCUUGUGUAACAGGGAUCAUUUUUCAGCCAGCUGUCCCUUCAUCCUUUUUUUUUAUAACAAAAUUCUACUUGCUCUGGGAAGCCACUCCUUGGUCACUCUGCCCUCUGCAUUGGAUAGAAGUUGAGUAGAGCACAGGACUUGAGCCAAUUACAGCCUUACCUUUCCCUGGCAGUGAUUCAUUUAGGAUGGGCACAGGACCCAGGAAGAGCUUGUGAAAUGUGGCAAUUAAAACAUGCUAGAGCAGAGGCAUGAGACUAAAGCCAAGAAGAUGUGUGGUCUGGGGUCCUCCUUCAUCAACUUGAACUUCAGAGGGUGAGGUAAUAGCACAGUAAGUGAGCAGACCCUGAGGGUCUGUUCAAGCCCCAGAAUCUAGGCAUGGCUGAAGAUCAUCCCAGUCCUGGACUUGACGGUUACAUGAACCAAUAUAUUCCUUUAAAGUUUAGGUGGUAAUGCUUUGUAACUUGUAAUCUAAGGAUUCCUGGCUGAUAUGCCCUGCCUGGGUGCUUUCCUCUUCAUGUCCCCUGUGGUUAACAUCUGCCCUGCCCACUGAAGGUGGUGAUUUGUUUGAGGAUGUGGUGGAUAGGGUUCUAUUUUAGGGCUUCUGAAAUCUGCCUCAUAAGGGACUUAAGUUCUGCCCAUAGAGCAGCCCGACUGAACCAACAGGGUCUUAGGUACCCAGGGUCUCUGACUUUGUAUCCAUGAUGCACAGAUGGAAUGGCAUGAGGUAUGCCAGCCAAGGGACACACCUGGUAAGGCUCGUCCCCAGCACUGGUGCGUGUGUGUGUGUGUAGUCUGUGUACAUGUGUCUGUUUUGCUCUGUGGGCUGUGCAUAGGACAUAUGGUUAUGUAUGUAGGUCUGACAUGAACAUGUCACUGUGUCCACAUGGGUCUUGGCAUGUGCCCAUGGGUUUUCUGUGUGUUCCUAUGUGUCUUUCUGUAGCUGUGUAAGUGUGGGAAUGUGCUGUCUGCAAACAGCAGGUAUAUAAGAAGGGCCCCAAAGCAUAUGCCCAAGGGAGAGGAGAAGGGCUGCCACAGGUCACCCAUUGAUCCCUCUCACUGUCCUAGUUGCCGUUUACUGCAGAUGCCAUAUUGAGGGCUCUCACUUCUAUCACAGAAGGGACUGAUCAGGAAGUGAAUUCGGAGGUGGGCUCUCACAGCCCAGGCCAGGCCAGGGCUGCCUUCAUCCUGACCUUACUUCCCAAGCCUGGACGUUGGUUUCUCCUGCUGCUCUCCAUCUGCCCAAAUGCCUGGCUCCCUGGCUGCACUGCUCAGACCUUUCCAAGAAAGCUCCCAGGAUUCUCUUGUUCCUCAUAUCCUGAGGCAAGAUGGACUUUUCUCCUGGCUGACCCCGGGAGAAGGACAGGCAUGGCUCUGCCUGGGAGCAGGGCUGCCCGCUCUCUACCCUGUGAAGUAUGGUUUGAGGGUUUACAGCUGUUACUACCUAUGAAAAAAGAAAAGCCAAACCAAACCAAAACAAAAACCUCUUUUCUUUCCCAGGUGCCUGCAAUUACACCAUUGGCAUGUCAUCCCUGAUCUUGCUUUGUUAUUAGCUAUCCUCAGAGAAUACACAUAGUGGGCUUUUCUUUGAGAGAGAAAAAAAUUGGUACAGAAAUGAGGAUUUGGGGAUCAGAACUGCUGUGUCAGAACAUGUAGUGACUAGUUGUAUCCUUGGGGGUUUCAGAUUUCCUACUGCCUCAAGGCCCCUGGAAGGUAAGAAAGGUUGGCUCUUGUAGAGAGUGUGUCCUGUCCCCAUGCAGAGGGCAUAGGACUACAGGUGACAUGGGCCCCACCCUUGCCCACAGGUGGGCAUUGGCUUCUGUGUGCACACUCUAACCCUGAGUGGUCAUGUCUUCCUGGGAGGCCCGUUGUUAUGGUGGAUAUCCAUGACUGUGGGAUGGUAUACUUGUAUUCACCUCAACCGGACCCACUGAAGGUUCCCUUGGUCCCGGGCAUACCCUCAAACAUGAGGUUCUUGGGAGAUCUACAUGAAGUCACUCUCAGUUGAGACUCCUUGGUCUUGACUCAAUGGAUUUGGGCCCUCAGGUUAGGCCCCUGGCCCAGAUUUCUUUGACCAUGGGGAAAAUGAGAGGAUGCAGCACCUAGGUCUGCGCAGGGCCCAGGAGUAUGUCAAGGCCCUGUAUCUUUGCCCUGAACCCAAUACCUGCUCUGGCACAGGGCCUGGCUAUGUGGAGAGGUCAUUGGUAAGCUCCCCAUGGUGGCUCCUAGCCUCUCAGUCCCCUUCUUCCUCUUCUGUACUCCCCAUGUGAGUUUUCUUUUGCUCCUGGCCCCUUGUAGAAUAUGGUGGGAUAUCCUGGCUCCAGCAUCAUUUUGGAGUAAAUAGAUUCACAGAAGGCAGGCUCUGGCCCAGAGUCACAUAGCAAGUGGAGACAGACACCUAUCUCUAGUCCCGUGUUUGAGCUGCUCUAACAACCUGUUAUCCUGGAAAAACUCUGAGCAGAACAACCAGCCUCAAAAUAAUAGAAGAGGAUAGUAAUAGGUGAGGGAUAGGUGAGUAAGAGAGAAGCCCCACUGGGCAUCCUCACAGGGGUUCUAUGCUGCUUGGCCUCCCUAUGCCCACUCCCACAGCCAUUGCCCCUCCUGUCUGGGCCAUGCCAUCAGCCAACUGGGCUCUGGCAACAACACCCUCUCACUCACCCCCAGCCCUGGAAAGUAUGCCUGGCAAUGAGAUUGUCUCCAUUUCAUAUGCCAGAAAGCUGAGUGAGGCCAGGGAGGGGAAGGAAAUGAUUUGAGGACAAGAAGUAAAGUGGCCGAGACGGAGUCAAUUUUCUGUCAUUUAAUCUCUGUUUGGGGAAUUGGGGGUCAGAGAUGAAGUAAUAAGAUACCAAGUCCUAUGAGCUCCAGUCUGGGGGAGGGGGAAAGAUAAAGAGAGCAGGACAUAGAAAGCAAUGACACAUAACAGAUGUGCUAUGACACAAACUAUGCUAGGGUAGCCUCAGGGGAUGGAGUCCAUUUCUGGCCAGAGGAUGGAAGGGGUGAGAUCCAGGAAAACUUCCAGGAGAAGCCAGCCCCGGGGUUGGCUGUAGAAGCAAGCAACUGCACUUUAUAGAUCAUAAAUUGCACUGGAUUGAGAAUUUAGGGACCGAUGGUGGCAAAAUUUGAAUGUUAGGUGUGGAAGGAUGGGGGGCCCGAAAAGUGAAAGAGUGACAAUCAGAGUUGAAAGGUUUGGAGAAAGGUCAGGGUAAAGAGAGGACCCGGCAGGCCUGGUGUGGGGAGAUGCGGGGUGCUGAGCUUUAAGAAAGGCAGUGGGGGUGGGGAAAACGUGACAGUUUCAAAGGCACCACCAGGGCUUGAAGGAACAGACUGGGGCCUGACUACAAAUGGGUGAGAGCAGGGAAGGAAGUGAGGGUGUCUCCUCCAUAUCUGUCUUGGGGGAUAGUGCAGGUGGUGGUGUCCUGAGCAGAGACAGGCAGAGAAAUCCAGAGAAGGGGGUGGUUUAGGGCAGAGGUGAGGAACAGAUGCUGAGUUCUGCAUGAGCCAAACUGAGUCAGAGGGGCUGUGGGACCCCGGUUGGGAGGCUGAGGGUCUGCAUUGUAGGAACGGGUUCCAAGCUCAGCAGUGGUUGCAGAAACCAGAGGAGUAGUUGACGUGGGGUGGGCGCUUGGAGGGGAGACCAGGGCAUUGAGGAGGGGCCUUGGAUAACUCCUAUGUGAAAGGCAACAUGUCUCUAGACCUGCUCUAUCCAGUUCGGGAGCCACUAGCCCCAGACGGCUGUUGAGCACUUAGAAUACACCUGGUCUGAAGUGAGAAAGGCUGCUAGGGGAAAAAGUACACACCAGAAUUUGCAGGCAACACAGAAAAGAGAACUGUAAAAAUAUUUCACAACUAUUCUUAUAUUGAUGACAUACUGAAAUGCUAAUCUUUUAGAUAUAUUGGUCUAAGUUAAAUAUAUUAUAAACAUGAACUUCGCCUGUUUCCUUUUAUUUUUUAAAAAAAUGGGUCAGCUAGAAAAUUAAAAAUUACACACGUGGA